This is a messenger RNA of Nannospalax galili (Upper Galilee mountains blind mole rat), 2781 nucleotides long. It is a transcript of the gene Katnbl1, whose product is annotated as katanin regulatory subunit B1 like 1. Gene Ontology annotation, cellular component: nucleolus. The transcript is spliced from 11 exons. The record is from RefSeq and is a predicted model, not a curated record. The coding region runs from base 294 to 1208 and encodes 304 amino acids. Lineage: Eukaryota; Metazoa; Chordata; Mammalia; Rodentia; Spalacidae. Gene Ontology annotation, molecular function: microtubule binding.
GGGAAGCUAUCCCGGCGGGCCGCGCGCGCGGCGGCGUUUGAAUGGUUGGAGAGUGGGGCCCGGCUCGGGACCCGACGGGCGCUCUGGGCUGCUGGGCGCGGUUCGUCAGCGCCGUGGCUGGGCUGAGGCGCCGCGGUACCAUGAGGCGCCGACAGGGUCUCAGUUUGUACAGAGGAUCUCCUGUUCUCCCGCCUAAGUGCUACGAUUAUGGGUGUAAGCCACCACUCUCAGCUUAAAAUUCACCCUAUUUAGUGUAUAUAUUUUUAUUAGUUUUGACAGGUAUUUAAGAGAUUAUGGCAUCUGAAACCCACAAUGUUAAAAAAAGGAACUUCUCUAAUAAUAUUGAGGAUCAUUCCCUUGAUCUUCCUAGAAAGAGGAUCUCUAAUUUCACUAAUAAGAACAUGAAGGAGGUUAAGAAAUCUCCAAAACAGUUGGCUGCUUACAUAAGUAGAACAGUUGGACAAGCUGUGAAAAGCCCAGAUAAACUACGAAAGGUGCUCUACCACAGAAAGAAAAUUCAUCAUCCCUUUCCAAAUCCUUGUUACAGAAUCAAACAGUCCCCUAAAAGUGGGGGCCGUGACAUGGCAAAUAAAGAAAAUGAACUGGCUUGUGCAGGCCACCUGCCUGAAAAAUUACGCCAUGAUAGUCGAACAUUUUUGGUUAAUUCCAGUGAUUCUGGUUCUUCACAGACAGAAAGUCCAUCGUCAAAAUAUAGUGGGUUUUUUUCUGAGGUUUCUCAGGACCAUGAAACAAUGGCCCAAGUUUUGUUCAGCAGGAAUUUGAGAUUGAAUGUAGCUUUGACUUUCUGGAGAAAGAGAAGUAUAAGUGAGCUUGUAGCUUAUUUGGUAAGGAUCGAAGAUCUUGGAGUUGUGGUAGAUUGCCUUCCUGUUCUAACCAAUAGUUUACAGGAAGAAAAGCAAUAUAUCUCACUUGGCUGCUGUGUAGACUUAUUGCCUCUAGUAAAGUCAUUACUUAAAAGCAAAUUUGAAGAAUAUGUAAUCGUUGGCUUAAAUUGGCUUCAAGCAGUAAUAAAAAGGUGGUGGUCAGAACUCUCAUCUAAAUCAGAAAUUAUAAGUGAUGGAAAUAUUAAAGUUUUAAAACAACAAUUAAGUGGAUUAUGGGAACAGGAAAACCAUCUUACUUUGGUUCCAGGAUAUACUGGUAAUAUAGCUAAGGAUGUAGAUGCUUAUUUAUUACAGUUGCAUUGAGAGAUUUCAUCUUCUAAAGAGUAUUUGGUUAUUUAAAACAUCGCUGGAUUAUAUGAUUUCUAAAAGUAGGUCUCUUCUGAGAACUGUGAACCCUGGAAGAAGUCAAACCAUUUUUCUUUUUAAAAGCCACAUAAUAAAACCACUAAUGAAAUCCUAACAAUCUACUUCACAUUGAAGUGGAAAAAUAUCCAGAUGGAGCAGCUUCAGCUUCAAUGAGGUGAAAGUCCACUAUGGAGACUGUUUGCCUUUGCUGCAUGGAGAAUUUAUAUGACUGUUGGGUAGCAUUAUUUAAGGACUACUGGAUCUUAAUGCAAUCCUGCACAAGAAUAUCCUGUGUAGUAUGUGAAAAAAUUUCAGGACUUGUACUAGGAACUACAAAGACCAAUCAUCAUUAAUUUUUAUUGUGUUUUAUAAAGAAACACUUAAAUGUAUGCAGCUAUUUUCUUCUGUUGAAAAGACCGAAAAUUUAAAGCAUCAUAAUCAAUAUUAAAAUUUUUGUUCACACUGAUACUGUGUAUUCAAAAUGCCUUAAUUAUUCAUAAGCCAAUGUGUUAUAAUACAAUAUCUCUCUUUUUUUUUAAAAUUUAAAACAACUAUGCUUCUGGCAUGAUAAAAUCAUGGAAUUAAAUCAGGGGUUUACAUUCAUGUAGAAUGUUGUUGAAAUAUAUUCCACACCAUUUUUUAAACUUGAGAGUAUUUUUAGUAUCUCUGAUUUUUUUUUUGCCAGAAUCUUCAUAUUAUGUUUGUAUGUAUGUGUUAUCACUAUAUAAAGAAAAAAGGUGAAUAUGUAUUUGAAUGAAUGUUUAACUGGAAAUGUCCGUGGAGUUGGUUAAUUUAUAUUCACUUUUUAUUGUAUAUAGAUUUCUAAUGCUUUUCAUUUCUGUAACAUUUAAACUUACUUUGAGUAAAUUUACUAAAUAUUUCUAUUUUUUGUUUUUUUAUUCUAAUUUUAUAUGAAAUCUAAUUCUUUUCACUACAUGUGUUUUGAAGUUCCUCCCAUAAAAUGUUUCAGAAUUGUUUACAAUUAAUGCUGAUAUUUUAAGUUCCAACAAAUUAUAUCACUACCUCCUCUAAUGGUUAGUAUAAAAUUCUAGAAAACUGUAUGAAAUUUUUAGUACUAUUUUUAGCAUUAAUUAACUCAAUUCUGUAAUGUCUGUAAUAGUUCUGAAUCUUACCUGUCUUAAAAGUGAUUGGAGUUUAAUACCACUACUGCUGGUUCAUUCAUCAUCUAUUUUUACUAAGUCUGGCAAGCAUCCAAGCAAAGAUAAAUUUGAUUUCUCUUCAUAUUCUAAUGCAAAUCUUUAAUAUUUACCAAGUUAGUAACUACCGGGAAGCCACCCCAUCAUCUUUUCUUACUAUUAAAAAAAAAAAAAAAAAAAGUUUAAUCCCAACACUUGGAGGCAGAGGCAGGCGGAGGUCUGUGAGAUGGAGGCCAGUCUUGUCUACAUGGGGAGUUCCAGACCAGCUUGGACUUCAGGGAAACCCUGCCUUCCAAAAAAAAAAAGUUUAAGAUCUUACCUUUCACUGAGUUCUAUUUUUAUAUAGCUAUAUUUUAUUUAGCUGUAUACUCACA